Messenger RNA from Seriola aureovittata, 3914 nucleotides. Its product is annotated as protein FAM13C-like. The record is from RefSeq and is a predicted model, not a curated record. The transcript has 11 exons. The coding region runs from base 872 to 2446 and encodes 524 amino acids. NCBI's taxonomy places the organism in Eukaryota, Metazoa, Chordata, Actinopteri, Carangiformes, Carangidae.
GUUUCCCAUAUGUCUCUCUCCCCCACCCCCUCUCAGGAUGAGAUGGGUGGGAGGAGGGGGGGUGGCAAGUGUCACCUCUCCUUCCCCAUCCCUCCCUCCUCCUCUUCACGAGCCUGAGGAUGAGUAAUCCAUCAAGGGAGGGAGGGCGAGAGAGGUGUCGUAAGAGAAGGAAAGUGAGGGUGAUGGUGGCAGGGAGGAUAGCAGCAUCAGCAUCAUCCUCAUCAUCAUCAUCAUCAUCAGUGAACGUGCAGAACGAGAGGAUGAAAAUUCAAAACCUUCCAGCUCCUGUUUUACUGCUGAGCUCAGUCACACUGGGAGAUGGCUAAUUCCUGGACCCUCACUGGCUGACAUCGUAAGAACAGUUCAUAUUUCUGUGGAGGACGAAAUGCUUCGGGAUUAUAUUUCCACAAUUACUGCAACUGGCUAAUCGCUGGAGUGCGGCGCGUUAAAGAGAAAAACUACAGAAGAGGGAUAAAGGAUCAUAUUUCCGAACUCUUCAGUGGUAUAUGAGGUGUAACUGACUAAUCCCUGUAGGAGCUGGACAAGAGGGAGGCGUCAUGGCUUGUUUCACUGGAUGGUACCAGGUUAAUUCUUGGAUAGGAGAUGACUGACUCAUCCAUUGGAUUGUGGGGACAGUCCUCUUCCUGAACAACUCUUUACAUGUCCAUUUUAAGUACAAAUACAUUUGUGCCACACCUCCACACGUGGUGUUGCAGAGGCUGGGAUCUGGCUAAUACCUGGAAUCCUUGACCUGUAACAGCACCUCACUGCCUCACAUACGGUACUCCAGUACCUGGACAUUUUCUGUAUCAAAGGUCUCUGUACAACCUCCUCCUGGGACCAGGCUAAUCUCUGGAUCAGCGUGUCUGGCAUGUUCUGCUUUUGCCUGCAGAGUUCCCUGCUGAAGCUCCAGGCGCUGGAGGUGGAGGGGGGCCCCUCACUGGGUCCGUCCCCAGAGGAGAGCCCCCCUGCCCUGGGCAGCAAGGGGCAGAAGAGCCCCUGUGGCCUCGCCGAGCUUGGAGGGAAGGAGGGAAAGACGCUGGCUCUGUGCCACAGCGCUGACGAGAACAGCCCACCAGAGCUGCUGACGGUCCUGACCAGACCCCCCCAGUCCCCCAGACACCAGCCGUUAACCACCAUCCGCCCUGGCCAGCAGCCCCUGACCCCUGAUGGUGUUCUGUCCCCCAGCCCUCAUCACUCCCCCUACUCCCCGCAAAGGAGUAGCCCUGGAGGUGAGGGGGGAGGAGGAGGAGGUGGGGGAGGAGAAGGAGGAGGUGGAGCUCUCCUCCAGCUGCUGGCGGGCGGUCCCAGCCCCCUCCCCUCCCCCCGAUGCUCCAGCCUCAGCCACAGCCUGAGGUUCAACUCCGACCCCGACACUGCGCCUUCACCGCCCUGCAGCCAGCAGUACAUACUGUCUCGAGGUCGAGGGGACAGGACCGAGGGAUCGGAGGACAUGUGUCCCCCCUCCAUCCCCUUCCUCACCAGACAGAUUCAGACCCUGAAGAAGAAGGUCCGCAGGUUUGAGGAUCAGUUCGAGCAGGAGAUGAACUACAAGCCGUCGCACAACGAUAAAUACUCCAACCCAGAGAUGGUCCGAGUGAUGAGUGAACUGGCGAAGGCUCGCAAACAGCUCAAAGAGCUGAGACUCAGACAGUCGGUGUUUGAGUCGAAGGAGCAGGACGGUGCAGCAAACACAGACGUCUGCAGGUACGGCUCCAGGCAGCAGGGGGCGUCGGAGCACAGACCAACGCUGGAGGAAACAGUGGACUCUCUGUUCAGACGACUGAGGGAGAAGAGACAAGCUCUGGGUCUCCCCGACAACAUGAAGGAGAUGACUCAGGCUCAGAUGGUGUUGGAGAAGAUCACUCUGCAGAAAUGUCUGUUGUACUUAGAGAGUCUUCACGGCCGCCCGGGAACCAAACAGGAGAGGAACCUGGUGAAGCCUCUGUACGACAGAUACAAGAUGAUCAAGCAUUUACUGUGUGUCAGCCCCAUCACCACGAUAGAGGAAGAGGACGGAUCUGAUGAAGACUCAGGGAGCUCGAGGACAGUGGAUGAACUUCCUGUCCCACCUCCUCCUCAGAGAGCGACCCGACCAGCAGCCGGUGAGGAGGACAGCGACCGGGACAGCGACCCGGCCUUCGUGUCCCCGUUGGACGAAGUGAAGGCUGUCCAUCAACAAGCUGCUGUCACCACGGCCAACCUGCACGAAGCCUCCAGGUCUCAGCUGCUGCAGAGUCUGCGGGAGACGAGAGCAGAGAAGAAAAACAGGCGUAAAGCUCUCAGAGAGUUUGAGGACCAGUUUUACCGUCAGACUGGAAGAAUCUGCCAGAAAGAGGAUCGCACUCCCAUGAAAGAAGAAUACCAGGAAUACAAACAACUGAAAGCUAAACUGCGGCUGCUGGAAGUCCUCCUCAGCAAACAGGACGUCACUAAAACCAUGUGAGAGGAGACACUUCCCAACUGUAACUACUGGUACAUCUGGUUCUACUUCAGCGUCUGGAGUUACGGAACAUGUUUCUGACAGUGACUGACUUCUUACCGCUUCCUCUCCAAACUAAACAUUUGUAAAAAGAGUUUUACAAAGUGUAAAAAGAGACAAGAUGUUACAGAGUAAACCAGCAUCCUACAGUGUUUGUCCACCUGCUUCUUCAAGUCUGAAUGAUUUUGUAAAACUGCUCCACAGGUAACUGUAAACACGUCUUUUUUCCUGGACAUGAGUGUGAUUUAACGGACCAAAACAUUUUUAUAUGACACUAAAGAUCUUUGAGUGUGUCACACUGAGAGUACGUUAACCUGUGGAGGACUAAGACGAGAGCUGAUUUACCACAUGAGUUGUGUCCUAGUUCAGGGUCUCGUCUUUCAGAGGAAGCAUCUGAAGACAAACUGUGUCUCAUUCCGGUUCAGCCUCUGAACUGGGUCACAGCUGCUGACUUCCUCUCAAACAUCCAGAUACUGAACCCUCUUGGUAAUUUUAACCCCAAAAACUGCAGUUUGAGAAUAAAUCACUCGGUCCAUUUACUACUUGUUCUGGAGCUUUUAACCAUAUAACAAGAGUUUUCUUGGUUGCCAUGGACUAGUUUGACAUCUCCAUUUCUCUCCAAUCUCUGGUUCCAUGAUAACUGAGGUAAUCCAAACCAGCUAAUAACCAAGCACUCCCAGUUCACCUCUGGAGCAGCUGCUGAGGUUCAGUGUCUUGUUGAACAUAUGCAUGGACUGGAAAUGUCUGGAAACAAAGAUGCAAUGUACAAAUUAUUGCCAGUAGAGAGAUGCAUCUGUAUUUAUAUCAUAGCACUUUGAUGUUGAAAAGCGGAAUUUAUUUUUAUCCAAAGUCUAAUGUUAAUAUGCAACAUGGUCUGUGUUUCCAGAUGAUUGAUGGUGUCUUCUAUUUUUCACAAACAGAGUCUGUCAGAGAAACUUGAGUCAGCUGUAAAUAAUCUCGACUGUGUCUCUACUGAAUGUUGAGGUAAAGGGCUCAACCAAACCACAGAGAAACAAACAUGGAGAGUGAGCUGUGUCUCAGUAUCCAUCACAAUCUGAUGUGACAUGAAGUUUUAUUAAAGACGAAGAUUUUCCUAAAUGUGACGUCUCAAAUGUUGGAGCUGUUUCAAGGAAAUGAUUCAAUAUAAUCUGAUAUAAUCUCUCAAAACCAGCGAAGAUGAUUUUCAUCACAAAGUAAAAGGGAAAACGGUUCAGCUGUAGUUUCACCUUCAGCGUGUUCCUGACGUCUGUGGUGACGGUUUCCUGCCAUCAGCUGUUGAAGGCUGUUGAUGUUCUGACCUUAUUCAUGCUUGACAGUUAAAUGUGGACUCAUGCUGUGAUGACGACAUCAUCUCUGUGUUGUGUCAUUCUGGUUUGCCUCAUGAAUUUCUACACAAACAAGGUUCAAAUAAAUAUUUUUGAUAUUAACACAA